CAGCUGUUUUGUUAAAAAAAUUUGCACGUGGUGACGUGUGUGUGUGUCGCCCGGCUCCGAUUUUGUUAUUAACAUAUAAAUUAAAAUUGUUUAUUGUUUUAUUUAAUUUAAAUCAUGAUGGAGACGGAGACAAAAGUCUUGUCGUUACCACAAAAAAAAUAUUAUCGACAACGUGCACAUUCAAAUCCAAUUGCUGAUCAUUGCAUUGAAUAUCCUAUAAAACCAGAUGAUAUGGACUGGAGCAUUUUGUAUCCUGAUCAUUUUACCAAUAACAAGGGAGAUGGUGAAAAUUCUGGUAAAUGUGUUGAAUUUGCUGACAUUGGAUGUGGUUAUGGUGGACUACUUGUUACGCUAUCACCAAUGUUUCCUGAAAGUCUUAUGCUAGGAAUGGAAAUUAGAAUAAAAGUGUCAGACUAUGUUAUGGAUAGAAUUGCUGCAUUGAGAUCACAAAAUGCUGGAGAGUAUACUAACAUUGCUUGUUUAAGAACAAAUGCCAUGAAAUAUCUUCCAAAUUAUUUUAAAAAAGGACAGUUGAAGAAAAUAUUCUUUUUAUAUCCUGACCCACAUUUUAAAAAAGCAAAACACAAGUGGCGUAUUAUUAACAAAACAUUACUCGCUGAAUAUGCAUAUGUUUUAAGAGAAGAGGGUAUUGUGUACACAGUUACAGAUGUUAAAGAUCUUCAUGAAUGGAUGGUUAAACACUUUGAAGAACAUCCAUUGUUUGAAAGAAUUUCUGAAGAUCAGUUGGCGAAUGAUCCAAUAGUUCCAAAACUUUAUGGAAGCACUGAAGAAGGCCAGAAAGUUACAAGAAAUAAUGGUGAUAAAUUCUUAGCUGUUUUUCGCCGAGUUGCUGAUUCUUAUGAUGAUUUUUCUGAUGACGAAAAAAGAUAAUCAGUUUUGGAACUUUUUUCUGGUAUUUGAAGCCACAUUUUAUUAAAUGGAAUUUUUCCAGGAUUAUUAUCUCGAGCAAGAUGAAUUGUAUCCAAUGUAAAUUCCUUAUGAAUUGUGGUAAAUAUUAUCUAAAUCAACAAAUGAAAAAAUAAAAAAUCAUAAAUAAAUAUUGAUAAGAUAUUUUAAAAUAUUAAAACAAAAAUAAUUUACAUUUUCAAAAAUUUUUUCCAUCAAUCUUGACGAUGGGUACGUUAAAGAUUUUUCAUUUUCAUCCAACUUUUUAUUUUUUAACUUUGUAUAUGUUAAAUCAUUUUUAUCAUUAUUGAAUUUUGAUGAAUAAACUUUCCAAUGAUUUUUAAACAA
Molecule: messenger RNA, 1254 nt
Organism: Aphidius gifuensis
Lineage: Eukaryota; Metazoa; Arthropoda; Insecta; Hymenoptera; Braconidae
Product: tRNA (guanine-N(7)-)-methyltransferase
Exons: 6
Coding region: 115-891 (258 amino acids)
Biological process (GO): RNA (guanine-N7)-methylation; tRNA methylation
Cellular component (GO): tRNA methyltransferase complex
Molecular function (GO): tRNA (guanine(46)-N7)-methyltransferase activity
Source: RefSeq, a predicted model, not a curated record